Molecule: messenger RNA, 4712 nt
Organism: Oreochromis niloticus (Nile tilapia)
Lineage: Eukaryota; Metazoa; Chordata; Actinopteri; Cichliformes; Cichlidae
Gene: ankrd28b
Product: ankyrin repeat domain 28b
Exons: 28
Coding region: 179-3337 (1052 amino acids)
Molecular function (GO): protein binding
Source: RefSeq, a predicted model, not a curated record
GCUACUCCUCUCGCUUUCAUGCCAUCAGGUUAGGAAGCUAGCGAGCGAGCUAAGCUAGAGUGACGCUAGGCCUCCAGCAGAACCAGCGGCAGAAGCAACCGAGAUCACACGCUGCUGUUCGGAAGGAGACAAGUAUUCCUUUAUGAACCUGCAUGAGAGCUGUUAAAAUACCACAAAUAUGGUGGUUCUCAAAAUUCGAGACCAGCCUCCUUUGCUGAAAGCUAUUUUCAAUGUAGAUCCUGAUGAAGUACGUUCCCUCAUAUUCAAAAAAGAAGAUGUGAAUGCACAGGACAAUGAGAAGCGAACUCCAUUGCAUGCCGCUGCCUAUCUCGGAGAUGCAGAAAUUAUAGAGCUGUUGAUUCUAUCUGGUGCAAGAGUAAAUGCCAAAGAUAACAAGUGGCUCACUCCCCUGCACCGAGCUGUGGCCUCCUGCAGUGAGGACGCUGUCCAGGUGUUGCUGAAACACUCGGCUGAUGUAAAUGCCCGAGACAAAAACUGGCAGACGCCACUUCACAUCGCCGCCGCCAAUAAGGCGGUCCGCUGCGCCGAAGCCCUCGUGCCACUACUCAGCAAUGUGAAUGUGUCAGACAGAGCAGGCCGCACCGCGCUGCACCAUGCAGCCUUCAGCGGUCAUCUGGAGAUGGUGAGACUCUUGCUCUCCAGAGGGGCCAACAUCAAUGCUUUUGACAAGAAGGACCGCCGUGCGAUACACUGGGCCGCCUACAUGGGACACAUAGAAGUGGUGAAGCUGCUGGCGUCACAUGGAGCUGAGGUGGCCUGCAAAGAUAAGAAAUCUUACACCCCCCUACAUGCGGCAGCCUCUAGUGGAAUGAUCAGCGUUGUCAAAUACCUCCUGGACUUGGGGGUGGAUAUCAAUGAGCCCAAUGCAUAUGGCAACACACCCCUCCAUGUGGCCUGCUACAACGGGCAAGAUGUGGUUGUGAACGAGCUCAUAGACUGUGGAGCCAACGUCAACCAGGUGAACGAGAAGGGCUUUGCCCCUCUGCAUUUCACCGCCGCCUCGCGUCACGGAGCGCUCUGCCUGGAGCUUCUGGUUUGCAAUGGGGCAGAUGUCAACAUUAAAAGUAAAGAUGGGAAGACUCCACUCCACAUGACAGCGAUCCAUGGGAGGUUCUCAAGGUCUCAAGCAAUCAUUGAGAAAGGUGCAGAGAUUGACUGUGAAGACAAGAACGGAAAUACACCACUACACAUUGCAGCUCGAUAUGGCCAUGAACUCCUCAUUAACACUCUCAUCUCCAACAGAGCUGACACAGCUAAACGAGGAAUCCAUGGCAUGUUCCCACUGCAUUUAGCUGCUCUCAGUGGCUUCUCUGACUGCUGCAGAAAGCUCCUGUCUUCAGGCUUUGAUAUUGAUACUCCUGAUGACUUUGGGAGGACCUGUUUACAUGCUGCAGCAGCUGGAGGAAACCUGGAAUGUCUCAAUCUUCUCCUCAACACUGGGGCUGACUUCAACAGAAAGGACAGCUUUGGCAGGACCCCUCUGCACUACGCUGCUGCCAAUUGUAACUACCAGUGCCUGUUUGCUCUGGUGGGGUCUGGGGCCAGCGUCAAUGACCUAGACGAGCGGGGCUGCACUCCUCUCCACUACGCCGCUGCGUCUGACACAGAUGGAAAGUGCCUGGAAUAUUUACUGAGAAAUGAUGCAAAUCCGGGGAUCCGGGACAAUCAGGGCUACAAUGCUGUGCACUACGCCUCAGCGUAUGGACAUCGCCUUUGUCUGGAGCUGAUUGCAAGUGAAACACCCCUAGAUGUGCUAAUGGAAACCUCAGGGACAGACAUCCUGAACGACGCCGAUGUCAGAGCCCCCGUCAGUCCCCUGCAUCUUGCUGCAUACCAUGGUCACCAUCAAGCUAUGGAGGUUCUGGUGCAGUCUCUGCUGGAUCUGGAUGUGAGAAACAGCCAAGGGCGCACACCCCUGGACCUGGCUGCCUUCAAAGGGCAUGUGGAGUGUGUGGAUGUCCUAAUCAACCAGGGAGCCUCCAUCUUGGUGAAAGAUUACACCUUGAAGCGAACCCCUAUACAUGCUGCAGCUACCAAUGGUCACUCAGAAUGUUUACGUUUGCUCAUUGGAAAUGCUGAUCUUCAAAGUGCAGUAGACAUUCAAGAUGGGAAUGGACAAACCCCUCUCAUGCUAGCGGUCCUGAGUGGACACACAGAUUGUGUGUAUUCUCUGCUGAAUAAAGGAGCCAAUGUAGAAGCCAAAGACAAAUGGGGCAGGACAGCCCUGCACAGAGGGGCGGUGACUGGCCAUGAGGAAUGUGUGGAAGCUUUGCUUCAGCACAGCGCCAGCUUCCUGGUGCGAGACUGUAAAGGGCGCACACCGAUCCACCUGGCAGCGGCGUGUGGACACAUAGGGGUACUGGGAGGCCUUCUGCAUGCUGCCCAAUCAGUGGAAACACUCCCUGUCUUAACAGACAACCAAGGCUACACCCCACUGCACUGGGCCUGCUACAAUGGUCACGAUACGUGUGUGGAGGUUUUGCUGGAGCAAGAGGUUUUCCACAAGGCCGAUGGCAAUUCUUUCAGCCCCCUCCACUGUGCUGUGAUCCAUGACAACGAAGGUGCUGCUGAGAUGCUGAUAGACACACUGGGCCCUGCAAUUGUCAAUUCCAAAGACAGUAAAAACAGGACCCCGCUGCACGCAGCAGCCUUCACUGACCAUGUGGAGUGUCUCCAGCUGCUGCUGAGCCACAACGCUCAGGUCAACAGUGUCGACGCCGUGGGGAAGACACCGCUCAUGAUGGCUGCUGAGAACGGCCAGACCAACGCUGUCGAGGUGCUGGUGAGCAGUGCAAAAGCAGAUCUCACUCUACAAGAUGCUGCAAAGAACACUGCACUACACCUGGCCUGCAGUAAGGGACAUGAAACCAGUGCCUUGUUGAUAUUGGAGAAGAUUACAGACAGAAACCUCAUAAAUGCUACUAAUGCCGCCUUACAGACGCCUCUACACGUGGCUGCAAGAAAUGGCCUGACUGUGGUGGUGCAAGAGCUGCUUGCAAAGGGAGCCAGUGUCCUUGCAGUUGAUGAAAAUGGUUACACGCCCGCCUUGGCUUGUGCCCCCAACAAAGAUGUGGCAGACUGCCUAGCCCUCAUCCUGGCCACCAUGAUGCCUGUGUCUCCCUGCACCCCGGCACCAACCCUCCCAUUCAGUGCCAUUAACCAUUACACUACCAGCCCCUCCAAGAGCGUCACGUUCGACAGCCUGCCCGUGCUGCGUGGCGAGCACAGCUCAUACUGCAGCUUCAACAACAUCAGCCACCACGACGGCUUCUACAAAGACGAGGAGCUCAACGACUCUGAUUCAGAGACGUACUGAAGGAAGGGAGAAAGUGAUAAAUGCAUAAACACACACUGUGUCUUAAAAAUCACCCACCAUGACUUCGGGAAGGCAGAAUGAGACACAAGCCCCCACAGGAGCCUUAAGAGUCCCCCCUACCCCUUCAUCACCACCACCACCAGAGAGCGAGCAAGUGAGGGAGGAGGUGCAGCAGGCUGGCCAACGCUCAUCACCACCUCAUCCAGCACUAGGUGUCCUUUCAACUAAUACUGGACCUCAGUGACCACUGCUUUACCCACACGGACUUCUUGAGUGCUAAAACCUGGACUUGUUGGGUAGACGGCAACCUUUCUAAGGCAAUAACAUGCUGUAGACGGGUGGUUGCACAUCACAGAGAGCUAAACCAACAGGGACCAAGAGACAUGGAUACAUUUUAACCCAGUUUUAACUGUGCAAAUGAGACUGAGAAGGUUUGGGUUCAUCAGCGGUUCGCUGUUUCUGUUAGUGUGUGUGUGUGCGUGCGUUUGUUUGGAGGGUUGGGGGUGGGGGGGUUCAUGGGUUUAUAUCCGCACACUACACCCUUCAGAAUGCACUUGUCCUUCAAGUCUGUAAAAGUCAUACUGGGGGAAAAAUCAUUUAUUUUUUGAGAUCAAAUUUUUAUUAAACCCAUUUUUCAUGUCUUAAAUUCCUUAUCCUCUAGAGGAAAACAAAAAAAAAGUCAGGUUUUAAUGAUCUGAGUAAUUUCAAAAAAUUUGAUAUGUGCACCAGUUAAUUAUUAGGUCGAGCAACCUUAAUUUUGUACAUUGACUUGUCCAUUGCGGUUUAGUCUUUGAAGAAUAAAUUAUUUGUGUACUUCUGGUCCCUUUUUAUGUGUUCAUUUUGUGCCUUCAUUAGUUACUGAGAAAGGAUGGGUUUGUAGAGGCAGCUGUGAAAGUACAGUGGUGCACACUAGGUAAGUAUUUAAACAUUUGUAAGAAGCACUGAUCCCUUACUGAGGUAUUUAGGCUGAGCUUUGCGAGGAGAAACACUGUAAACCAAUGAUAGGACGGCAUUUGAUUUUUCUUCUGUCUGAAUGAUAUUUUUGCUCUUAUCUUAGUCAAUGUAUUGACUUUUGCUUGCUUUAACUUCAAAAAAAGAGAGAGAGAGAAACCACUCGAUUGUACCCUGAUUCAAGAAUUUACAGUUUUGUUUGUUGAAAAAUGCUUUUAACUGGAAUUAUGUAAAAUACAUUCGCUAGCUUCAUUAGUAUGGAAAAGUGUUUUUUUCUUUUCCUUGCUUUUUUUUCUUGAAGAGGAAUGAAACUAGCAUGUAUAUAGGGAAAAUGACUGUGAAUUCAAGUUCCAAUGAAUUCUUUCAGUACUGAGAUUGCUGUAUAUUUUAUGAGUAAUAAAGAAAUGAGUUAUUUAAUGAUGAA